AUGGAGGAGGCAAGGCUGCUCGCUUACGACGAAGGAGACAACUAUGUGGUCUACAACGUCCGUACCAAGAAGAUUGAACGUUCGCGGAACGUCAUUUUCAAUGAGAAUCCUUCUCCGGCAAGUCUGCCUGACCCUGCCUAUGAUCUUAAUAUUACAGGCAUGAACCAAGAACAUGAAUAUGAUUCGCAGGAUCGUUAUAUCCCAAUCGAUUUCCUACGUCCUCUCCUCGAGAAUCCGUUUAACAUACGAUCUACCUCCCCACCCUCUCCUACGGUCGAAGAUGAUCCCGAGGAUCAAACGAGGGCUCCGAAUGCUCUCGACCCGUCGAAUCCCGCGCUCUUUGAAGAAGAUCUUGCGUGGUCAAAUGAUGAAAUGGCGGGUAGUUUUGGCAGGUGUGUGGUGGAACAAAGGGUGGAUACUGACUGGUGCCCACUUUGA
Molecule: messenger RNA, 438 nt
Organism: Penicillium digitatum Pd1
Lineage: Eukaryota; Fungi; Ascomycota; Eurotiomycetes; Eurotiales; Aspergillaceae
Source: RefSeq, a predicted model, not a curated record